This is a messenger RNA of Misgurnus anguillicaudatus (oriental weatherfish), 2479 nucleotides long. It is a transcript of the gene creb5a, whose product is annotated as cAMP responsive element binding protein 5a. Gene Ontology annotation, molecular function: DNA-binding transcription factor activity. Lineage: Eukaryota; Metazoa; Chordata; Actinopteri; Cypriniformes; Cobitidae. Gene Ontology annotation, biological process: regulation of DNA-templated transcription. The record is from RefSeq and is a predicted model, not a curated record.
GUGAGGUGAUGUAAUGCUUCUGUAAAUAGAUCAUAUCGUAAUCGCGUUUCACUUCAGCGUGCUUCGUCCGAGCGCGAGGAGCGUCGCAAGUCUCAGUCUGCGCGCGUUUGGUUUUGUAGGUCUCAGUGAUGAAUGUUGAUCAGGAAAGGUCAUAUGUAUGCAAUGCUCCUGGAUGCUCCCAGCGCUUCCAAAGAGAAGAUCACCUUAUUAUCCACAGACACAAACAUGAGAUGACACUCAAAUUUCCUUCUAUUAAGUGUGACAAUAUACUUUUAGAUCAGACUCCAACUCCAACCCGUUUCUUACAGGACUGUGAGGAAGUAGGUCUCUUUACUGAUCUUGAGCUUAACCAAUCACAGGAGGUAGAGGGCACCAAACCGAACUUUCCUUUGCAAGCAUCAAGUCAGAACCAGCCUCACAAUGAGACACGAGCUCCACCCGGUCAACAUCAUUCGUUUCAACAGUGCGCUCUGGCCCAUCUGAACCAGACCCAGCUCCACACACACAGUUCACAGCCCCAGUCCCAAUGCACUGCCACAUACUGCACUUCUAAUAAACAAUCACCACCCAGCUGUCUACACAGCAGACAGACACACUCUGUGGCCAACACAAUGCCUGGGACAUCAACAAUGAACAUGGAUGCACAGUUGUCUAUGAACCCCAGUAUAAUUGGCAUACCAGGCCCAGCUCACCCUAGCGCUCGCCCCUCCCUUCAGAGGUCAAAGGUCAUACCAAGCCACACCCAACCUGCAGUUUCUAACGGCAGUCAAAAUCCUCUCUGCCACAUGAUGAUGUCACCACAGCAGCAGCCAGUGUCGCAUUUACAAUCCGCACCUCAUCAUCGUGCAUACCAGCAGCACUGCCACAACCAAUCGCCACAAAGACUUACGCAUCAACAUCAAGACCAAUCACAUCACAGCCACGCCCACCACUCUCCACCUGUGCACUUGCAUCCUUGCUCCUCCCAACAGACUCCUCCUCCCCUUUCACAUCAGCCAAUACCUGCACAGAUGUCGUCUUCUGCACCGAAACAGACACACUGUCAGAAAUCUCCUCCACCGGCGACUGGAGGGAGACGCAGGCGGACAGCAGAAGACGACCCGGAUGAGCGCCGACGCAAGUUUCUGGAAAGAAACAGAGCUGCAGCGACACGAUGCAGACAGAAGAGAAAAGUCUGGGUGACGUCAUUGGAGAGAAAAGCCGAGGAGCUUACUCACACAAACUUACAGCUACAGGAUGAAGUGACGUCCCUCAAGACAGAAGUCACUCAAUUGAAGCAAAUUCUGCUUGCACAUAAAGAUUGUCCGGUCUCUGUGAGACAACGAGAAACACAGAGUGGAGUGAGUAGUCCAACAGGAAGUCCUGUCCAGCAACAUGCCAUCCAACACAACAGCAUCUCAACAUCAAGCACCACCCUAUCACACAGUCACCUUACUACACACUCACACCGCGCUAACACCACACAACUAUAAAGAUGGUCACGAUAGCCAUGUGAAUUAGAGUUUGAGGCUUAGAUUUAUUAUUGCACCCAACACAUAUGUGAUCUUUAAGUAUUAAACAUUUCAUAUGUCUCUUUAUAUUUCCGUCUCUUGACGUCUCAGGUAAUCAACUAAGGGUCAGAUGGAUAUUUCCAGGGUUUGAUCUUUGAUUACAGUGCUGGAAAACAAACUGGCUUCUCUUAAACACUAACUUUGGUUUCCUUUUUUUAGUUUCUCACUCCGUUCAUGCCUCUCUGUCUAUUUCUCACACUCCUUGCUUUUUUAAGCUCCUCUUUCUCAGGGACACUCCUGGAGUGUGUGCGCGAGGUGUGUAUGCGUGUGUCUCUCUCUUUUGGCCACUUUCAGUGUAAAUGCUUUGAUAGCGCUUAGAUAUUCUGAAACUUAAGGCAUUGAAUCAGGGCAACUUGUAAUUGUAAAUAGAAAUCUUUAGUUUUAUAAAUGUACGAUGAUGCAGUAAAGUUGUUACUGUAAAUAUUGUCAAAUGCUCAUCUGUUAAAUAGUAUGCAUCACUUGAACUAAGAUAGAUAUCCCAUGUGAAUUUUGGAUUACACACACUAACAAAGAUGCAAUACAUGCGAAUAACAAUCCAUCAUUUAAAAUGGAGCAAGCAUUAUAAAUGCAUCAUCUGCAUUGUGUUAAAUGAAUUAUCUAAUCACAUAGCCAAAUGUCUAGCAGUAUUUUUAACAAUAUGACAUAAAUCAUUUCACCUUUGCUGGCUUGAUGACAAUCAAAAUGUCAAAACUGACAUUUCCUGGAAAUGACAUGCAAGCUUGUGUUGUCUCUUAACAAAAUGCUUGAUAAAGCCUUCACGUAUGGCUAUACAUAGCCUAUUGUGUACCGUGAAAUUUGGACACGUGCAAAAAAAAAUGUUUGUAAAUCGUGCAGGUUUUAACUGCGUUAUGCAUGUACAGUUUUCUGAAAAUAUAUCUAUUUUUGUACCCUUUUGUGGCCAUUUUUAAUUAAAAGCACUUAUUAUCUUC